Paramecium sonneborni is the source of this 1403-nucleotide messenger RNA. NCBI's taxonomy places the organism in Eukaryota, Ciliophora, Oligohymenophorea, Peniculida, Parameciidae. The record is from the annotation of a GenBank genome assembly.
GUUAUGACAGAAUUCUUAAGAGCAUCCUUUAUAAGUAGUUCUUCAGGGACAGAAAGAUAAACUCAUCAAAAUAAAAUUGAUAGUGGACUAUUCAGAAAAAAACUUAAAAAGAAUAGCAAUUAAAUAAAUAACAGCUAAUUACAAAAAUUUCGAUCAUUUCAAAAUUGUUCUAUCCAAGAUUCUUCAGAUGAAAACUAAUAAUAAAAAGUUAAAUCAUCUAUAAUUGAAUCAGACACUGAUUAAAAUUAAACUUAUUAAAAGUAAUCACCUAUUCCUACAUUGUAAAUUGAUAUUCAAAAAAAUGGAAAAUCAAAGUAGAAAAUACAAACAUAACAAAGAUCAAAGUCCAGAUCUAAAUCACCAAUACACAAAAUUCAAUAAUCGACUUAAUUACUUACACUUUAAUUUGAUUUAAAAUAUAGAACAAUUAAAUUGCCAGUUUUUCUUGAUGAUACAUCUUUCACUUUGACACAUAAAUUGUUAUAAGAAUUAAGUGUUUCAACUACUGCAGCUAUAAUUUCAAAAACUUCAGAUAUUAUCUAAUAGACAAUAGAAAUGUAUAUGACAAGAUUAUAUGAUUGGAUUAAUUAUAAUAGAUUAGGAAAAAUUGAUAGUGCUUUAUGGAAGGCAUAAGCAUAUAAAAACACUAGUUUUCUGCAAGAUUUAGAAGAUGAAAUGAAAGUAGAUUUAUUAUCAUAAUAUCAAUUAAUAGAUCAAAGCUAAACAAUAGGAAAAAUUAAAUUAUAUUAAUUUGGUUAAUAUAUAGGUGAUAUUGCAGUUUAUAAAAAUUAAGACCCUUAAGAAUGUAUUCGAAACUUCUUUUAUUCUACUGGAUUGCAUUAUGACGAAUAGAAAUUCAAUAGGCUUGUAAGUGAAGUCAUUUAGAUAUAAUUAUUGAGUGAUGAAUGCAUUGAUGAAAAAUAUACAAAAGAUGAAAUUGUGACUAAUGUUAAAGUGAGUCAUGAUAAAAUAGUAAAAGUUAAUGCAAAAAGAGUUUGUAAAAAUAAAAUAUAUAUUAUUUUAGAAUUAGAAUCUAGAUAAAAUUAUGAUUAAAUUAAGUGUUAAUCAUAAAUUAACACCUUAAUAAGCUAUUAAAGUGAAAGAUUAGAUAUAAAAAAGCUUUUAUAUUUGAUUGUGUGCACCAUACUCAACAUUAUCAACAUUUCUAUUUAUUUAUAAAUACUCAUCUUUUUUUUUAAUUAAUAGUUUUUCUUCUUUUUUUAAGUUUAAAUUCAUCAAUUACAAAUUCAUUCUCUGAGUGAAUUACCAAGACUGAAGAAUAAGAAAAUCAACUUUUUUGAAGUUCUUCAGACAAAUAGUUUUCUUUUUUAAAGAAGUAAAAAAUAAUAAAUAAAUUAAAGUGUUAUUUUCAGAAAUAUAUUAAUAGAGCAUUUUUAUUAUGA